UCCCCCGGCCCGGAGCGGCCCCGGGAGCCGCCAUCGCCACAUCGCCGCGACACGCCGGAAGUGCCGCAAGGGCGCCGCCAUUGGCCCGUCCCCAAUCAAACGCGCCGCCCGUGGUCCGGGCGGGAAGCGCGGCGGGAACAUUAGUUCCGGAGGGAAACGCGGCGCAACCUAUUCCCACCCCCGUACCGGGCGGGGGUCGCCGGCGGGGGACACCCCCGAGGGUCCCGAAGGAGGUGCUGGAAAUGGCCUGGAUGUCCUCCCAGCCUUUGUGCUGGGCUGGUGUACUGGGUUUACGGAGACAGGUUUCAUAUUCCUCCCAGCAGCGGCCACCGCGCUGAGUUUGGAUUCGGGAUGGGCGACCUGGGGCCGUGACGUCACAAAAGCGGACAUGUGCCACCACUCCUGGCUCCCAGUGCGGCCACGAUGGGACAUGGAUGAAGCCAUGAGUUUCCUGCUCCCCCUGCUUGUCCUGCUGGUGGCCAGUACAGCCGUCCUGCUGGCCACCUGCAUUUGGAAGGAACGGAAGCGCCUUAGAGGCCGGGCCAGAGGGUCCCGGCGCAGCCGAGCUACUCCAGAGGCUCCCGGUUCCCCCCCGGCUGAGGAGACCCCUCCCCACGGCCCGGCUGCUCCCGGGAGCCCCCUGUACAUCCCCUGCGGCUGCGGCCCCGGCUGUGCCCCCUGUGCGACAGCGGCCCGGGAGCUGCAGGACCUGGUGACGCCGCUGUGGCCCGGAGUGUCCUUCCCGCAGGACUCAGAGAUGUGGCAGCUGUUGUGGGAGGACCUGGGGCAGCUGCUGGAGCGAGGCCACCUGCCCUGCUGCGCCUGCUCCUCCUGCUCCUGCUCUUUCGGCUCCUCUGGGAGCCUCCAUCCUUCCCGGAGCCUCAGUGGCUGCUGCCAGACUCCGGAUGGGGAAGACCCCGUGGACAGAUCUUGCUGCUCCCUUGGAGCUGCGGGCAUGAGGAGAAAUCUGUCAUCCUUGAGGAUGCACGUGGCCAAGAAGAACCUAGAAGUAAAGCUGAGAGCCCAGCCCGUUUCAGUGAGGCGUUCCCAGGAGCAACUGGUGCAGCGGGAAACGUCACUUUAUUCCUCGGAGAGCCUCCCAUGCUCCUCGAGCCUCAGCGGGAGCUGCCAGACUGUGGACAGUGGAGAAGAUGCCACGGACAGCUCUCCAUGUUCCCCGGAAUCCGCGGAUAUCAGCGGAACCCGCUCAAUCCUGAGGAUGCACGUGGCCAAGAAGAGCCUGGAAGUCAAACUGGGAGCCCAGCCUGCUCCAGUGAGGAGUUCCCAGCAGCGAGUGGCACAGCAGGAAGUGUCCUGGAGCCGCAGGCGGCCAAUCCACAGCUCCCACAGCACCGCAGUGCAGCCAGAUAGGAACACCCGCUGCUCGGAGUCCAAGAUCCUCCAGAGGCAAAGGGAGCUGGAAUUCCCCCAUCUCCAGGGAGCUCCUCCAAGCCAGAUGAGGCUCCUAUUGGCCGCUCAGAUACUUCUGAGGAUGCUCUGUUUUAAAUAAAUCAGCAUUUCCCCAAAGAACCGCGUUUGGGCUGAGAUAGGGCUCCUUUCUUCUCAACAGCCGAGUUUGGAUUCAGGAUGGGAAUACUGUGGAUCACGCAUGGGUGCUUUGGUUGCCCUCCUCAGGGACUUUCCAGUGUCCCAUGGGACAAUCCUUGUUUUCUGCUGGGAAAGGUGGGAUGAGUGUCCAGGGUCAAAUCCCUGGGAGACCCUGGAAAGGAGCCCCAGGUGGGUGCAAGUGGUGAGCCCGCCCCACCCAGCUUCCCACUGUGAGACCCGUGGACAGCACCCUUCUCCCAGUGCCAAAGCCAUUGUUGGGGGAGGUCCUCUCUCUUUUUCCAUCCCUAUCCCGAUGGAGGCUCCCAGGAGAAGGUGCUUUGUGUUGUUCCUUGCAGCCCCAGCCUCUGCACAGGAGGUGCUCUGGGUGAGGGGGUGUUUGGGGGAUCUGGCUGCCCUCCCUGGGGAAAGGGACGGGGCGGUGACCCCUUGGUGGGUCCCCUGGG
Molecule: messenger RNA, 2012 nt
Organism: Parus major (Great Tit)
Lineage: Eukaryota; Metazoa; Chordata; Aves; Passeriformes; Paridae
Exons: 2
Coding region: 389-1510 (373 amino acids)
Source: RefSeq, a predicted model, not a curated record